UGCCUCGCUUUGUCGAUGAUCAAUCAUUUGUGUUGGUAAAACGUUUAUAUCUCGGAUUCCGUCAAACUAUUUCCUUCUUUUUGUCUGGCAUUUUCAUGUGCAGCAUUCGUGAGUUUGUCUUCAUGCCGUCGGGGUUUUGAUUAUCCUGAAUCACGGGAAACUUAUGAAUUGCUUCGACACUGCCUCCACCGGACAAAUUCUUUGCAGUUUGUUGAUCGCUGCUUCGUAAAAACGCAUAUCUCCGCUCCAUCAGGUUGCGGGCCUCGGAACGAUUGAGAUGCAGCCUGUCAAUUUUUCUCUAGAAUAAAGAUAUUACCGAUCUCUCGUCGGCGGUUGAGGCCUUCUUGCAUAGAGAAUUUUUUUGAUGGAUAGCUUGCCAGAACAUCUAGUUUGGGAGAUAUUGACGAGGAUAAAGAAGACCAGAGACAGAAACUCUGUUUCACUAACAUGCAAACGCCUUCACUACUUAGAUAAUGCACAGAGACAUUCUCUAAAGGUUGGAUGUGGAAUGGAUCCUGCCAAUGAUGCCUUGACGUCCCUAUGCAUUAGGUUUACCACCUUGUCAAAAGUAGAGAUUACAUAUUCUGGUUGGAUGUCUAAACUAGGAAAACAAUUGGAUGACCAAGGGCUUCUCAUUCUUGCAUAUCAAUGCCCUUCUUUGUCUGAUCUCACCUUGAGCUACUGCACAUUCAUCACCGAUGUAGGUCUGCGCUGUUUGGCUUCUUGUUCCAAAUUGUCAUCUUUGAUGUUAAAUUUUACUCCUAGAAUCACUGGCUGUGGUAUACUGUCUCUUGUCAUGGGUUGCAAGCACCUCUCUAGCCUUCACCUCAUCAGAUGCCUCAAUGUAAGCAGUGUUGAGUGGCUCGAAUACCUUGGCAAGCUUGAAACACUUGAGUUUCUCUCGAUUAAAAAUUGCAGGGCAAUUGGCGAGGGUGAUUUAAUAAAGCUUGGCCCUGGUUGGAAAAAUCUGAAAAGGUUACAAUUUGAAGUUGAUGCUAAUUACAGAUAUAUGAAGGUCUAUGAUCGAUUAUCUGUGGAUGGGUGGCAAAAGCAGUGUUUUCCAUGUGAAAAUAUGCUGGAGCUAAGCCUGGUAAAUUGCAUCAUCAGCCCUGGGAGAGGCCUUGCUUGUGUGCUGGGGAAGUGCAAGAACUUGGAAAAAAUUUGCUUAGACAUGUGCGUUGGGGUAAGGGACUCUGACAUUAUUUCUCUGUCCGCAAGUUCAAGUAAUUUGAAGUCUAUUUCAUUCAGAGUUCCAUCUGAUUUUUCCUUACCAUCCCUCGCAAACAACCGGUUGACGUUAACAGAUGAUAGUCUGAAAGCCAUAGCUCAAAACUGUUCAAAGCUUGAAUCAGUUGGGAUCUCUUUCUCUGAUGGGGACUUCCCCUCAUCUUCUCUGUUUAGUUUAAAUGGAAUACUUUGUUUAAUGCAAAGGUGCCCGGUUCGUGAGCUCGCUCUUGACCAUGUAUAUUCCUUCAAUGAUGUGGGCAUGGAAGCUCUUUGCGCGGCAGAGUAUCUUCAAUCCUUGAAACUUGUGAGAUGCCAGGAAAUUAGUGAUGAAGGGCUGCAGCUUGUGAGCCAGUUUCCUAGAUUGCGCGAUUUACAUUUAAGCAAGUGUUUGGGAAUUUCUGAUGAAGGGUUGAAGCCACUUGUUGGAUCGUUCAAACUGGAUUCGUUAACUGUGGAAGAUUGUCCUCAGAUUUCUGAAAGGGCUGUUCAAGGAGCGGCUAGAUCUGUGUCUUUCAGGCAAGAUUUAUGUUGGAUGUACUGAAUUUGCUGGUUUUUAUGACCACUUUUACAUCCAGAAUGCUCUUUAUUGCGUCUGUUCUCUGUGUAUAUGAUAUACUUCUCGUGUAUUAUUUAUUUCCAUUGUAUAAUUCAUUCAUCUGUCAUACAAUAUAUCUGAUUUUAUCAUAAUAUAAUUCAUGUAUUCCAGCCAAAUAUUA
Molecule: messenger RNA, 1943 nt
Organism: Neltuma alba
Lineage: Eukaryota; Viridiplantae; Streptophyta; Magnoliopsida; Fabales; Fabaceae
Product: F-box/LRR-repeat protein 14
Exons: 2
Coding region: 365-1768 (467 amino acids)
Biological process (GO): SCF-dependent proteasomal ubiquitin-dependent protein catabolic process
Cellular component (GO): SCF ubiquitin ligase complex
Molecular function (GO): protein binding
Source: RefSeq, a predicted model, not a curated record